This is a messenger RNA of Aspergillus ruber CBS 135680, 512 nucleotides long. RefSeq lists its product as uncharacterized. Lineage: Eukaryota; Fungi; Ascomycota; Eurotiomycetes; Eurotiales; Aspergillaceae. The record is from RefSeq and is a predicted model, not a curated record. The coding region runs from base 43 to 417 and encodes 124 amino acids. The transcript has a single exon.
CAAUGCAGAUAUUGUGCAGAGAAGCACAACACCAAAGAAUGCAUGAAGAAGCUAUCAGAUCCAAAGCCAGCACCGUUGUGUGUGCUGUGUAAGGGUCAACACACAGCAUGGAGCAGUGCAUGCCCCAGAAGAAGAAAAGAGCUGGCAAGGGUCGAGCAAGCACGGCAAAACCGACCUGCUUUCCACUAUGGAACAGACGAUUCAGGGCGUGCAACAGAGGGGGAACCAGCAGGAAACCAGAAAACAGCUGCCAUGCAGACAUUCAGCUUCACAGGAACACAGAACAGCAUCAAUAGCAGAGCAGACAACUCACAGGAGAGUCCAGCCUCUAGCCAGUCACACCCAUAUGACCUAAGGAGAACCGUGCAGCCUUCUACAAGGGCAGAUGGAGAAAGGUGGCAAACAGUAUGCAAGUGACAAUGGACACUUUCAGCACAAAAGGCCCCCCAAGAAGCAGGCGAGAGCUUAAGUAAUGGACAGACAUGCCAAGUCCUUGCAGAAAGUUCUACAAA